CAGUAAUGGAAAUUUCGUCCUCGUUCACUCUGUCCCUUCAUCUUCACCCUUUCCCUCCAAAUCCUCUCGCCGUCGCCUUCGCCGCCGCUAAUUCCAAUUCUGGCCACCGACUGUCCCGAAUCAAAACCUCGACACAGACACUGACCGAUACACCGCCCUUAAGAAACAAAGUAGUUGCCAAAUUUCAGAACAGAAAACGCCCAGUUUUUGCUGAGAGAGAUGCUUUUCCUGAAUCUUUACCACUUCACACCAAGAACCCACAUGCCAUUUACAAGGAUAUUCAAAGAUUUGCGCGCCAAAAUAAGCUCAAAGAGGCACUUACGAUUAUGGACUAUUUGGAUCAACGAGGCAUCCCAGUUAAUGCGACUACAUUUUCUUCUCUUAUUACUGCUUGCGUUAGAGCCAAAUCUUUGGCUAACGCUAAACAGGUUCACGCUCAUAUUCGGAUAAAUGGACUUGAAAACAAUGAAUUUUUGCGUACGAGGCUUGUUCAUAUGUAUACUGCUUGUGGGUCUUUGGAAGAUGCACAGAAGCUAUUUGAUGAAAGUUCUAGCAGAAGUGUUUAUCCUUGGAAUGCGUUGCUUAGAGGCACUGUAAUGGCAGGGCGGCAGGAUUACCGUAGCAUACUCUCGACAUAUGCAGAAAUGCGAAGAUUGGGGGUUGAAUUGAACGUUUACUCUUUUGCUAAUAUCAUUAAGAGCUUUGCAGGUGCAUCGGCGCUUACCCAGGGGCUUAAGGCCCAUGCCCUUUUGAUUAAAAAUGGAUUGGUUGGCAGUUCAAUUCUUGGGACAACUUUGAUUGAUAUGUACUUCAAAUGUGGUAAGAUCAAGCUUGCCCGCCAGAUGUUCGAUGAAAUUACUGAGAGAGAUAUUGUGGUUUGGGGAUCAAUGAUUGCUGGUUUUGCUCACAAUAGACUUCAAAGGGAAGCUUUGGAAUAUACAAGAAGGAUGAUAGACGACGGAAUUAGACCGAAUUCGGUCAUACUGACAUCGAUUCUUCCUGUUAUUGGAGACGUCGGGGCUAGGAGAUUAGGCCAGGAAGUUCAUGCUUUUGUUAUAAAGACAAAGAAUUAUUCAAGGCUGAUAUAUAUUCAAUCUGCUUUGAUUGAUAUGUAUUGCAAAUGUGGAGACAUUGGUUUGGGCAGAGCGGUUUUUUAUGGUUCCAAGGAGAGGAAUGCUAUCUGUUGGACUGCUUUGAUGUCUGGUUAUGCUUUAAAUGGCAGGCUAGAGCAAGCUGUAAGAUCAGUCAUUUGGAUGCAGCAGGAAGGAUUUAGACCAGACGUCGUUACGGUUGCUACAAUUCUUCCAGUUUGCGCCAAGUUGAGGGCUCUCGAACCCGGAAAGGAGAUUCAUGCAUACGCUUUGAAGAACUACUUCCUACCAAAUGUAUCCAUUGUUUCAUCCUUGAUGGUAAUGUAUUCAAAAUGUGGAGUAAUGGACUAUUCUCUAAAGCUUUUCAACGCCAUGGAGCAAAGAAAUGUGAUCUUAUGGACAACAAUGAUUGAUUCCUACAUAGAAAAUCAGUGUCUGUAUGAAGCUAUUGAUAUAUUCAGAGUGAUGCAGCUAUCAAAGCAUCGACCAGACACUGUAACCAUGUCAAGAAUCCUCUAUGUAUGCAGUGAACUAAAACUGUUGAAGAUGGGGAAGGAGAUACAUGGGCAAGUUUUGAAGAGGAACUUCGAGUCAGUCCAUUUCGUUUCGUCCGAACUCGUGAAGCUAUAUGGGAAAUGUGGAGCUGUGAAAAUGGCAAAAAUGGUGUUUGAAGCAGUCCCUGUAAAGGGGGCAAUGACAUGGACUGCCAUUAUUGAAGCUUAUGGAAACAAUGGAGAGUUACAGGAAGCAAUCCAUUUGUUUGAUCAAAUGAGAUCCUCUGGUUUCACUCCAAACCAUUUCACUUUCAAAGUGGUUUUGUCUGUUUGUAAUGAAGGUGGUUUCGUUGAUGAUGCUCUGCGCAUCUUCAAGCUGAUGACUGUUACGUAUAAGAUUAAGGCAUCUGAAGAACAUUACUCGUUCGUCAUUGCGAUUCUAACUCGGUUUGGUCGAAUUGAGGAGGCCAAAAGGUAUGAACAAAUGAGUUCUUCAUUAUCAUGAGUUUGAGAUUUGUUCAUAAUUGAGCUCCCUGAUAUGUAUAUAUUGUAUGUGUUCACCUGUUUGUGUAUAUUUCUUUAGUUUUGGAGAUUUGAAGGAUAAAUCUUCCAACUUUGGAUCAAUUUGGUUUCUUUGAGAUUGAACUUUUGAGCACUAGGGAGGUAAUAGGCUCCUUUAUUCACUAGGCUAUAUUCAAUGAGCUAGCUCGGAUCAAUCUUUGUAUUCAAUGAGCUAUGCUCGGAUCGAUCUUUGUAUUCAAUGAGCUAGCUCGGAUCGAUCUUUGUAUUCCAUGAGCUAUGCUCUGAUCGAUGUUUGUUUUGUUUCAUU
Messenger RNA from Cucurbita pepo subsp. pepo (vegetable marrow), 2414 nucleotides. Its product is annotated as Pentatricopeptide repeat (PPR-like) superfamily protein. Gene Ontology annotation, molecular function: protein binding; RNA binding. The record is from RefSeq and is a predicted model, not a curated record. NCBI's taxonomy places the organism in Eukaryota, Viridiplantae, Streptophyta, Magnoliopsida, Cucurbitales, Cucurbitaceae. Gene Ontology annotation, biological process: RNA modification.